CUUGAGUUAUAGACAAGCAUCAUCUUGGAUGUUACACCUGCAGAGAGCGGGAGGGUCAGAGGGCUCCAUAAGGAUUUGUCUGGGUAGCGGAGCAAUACCAUGGUUCUCUGCAUAGGUUCACAGACUCUUCACUGAGUUAUAUGCCUCUGAAUACUUAAUAAAAUUGUCCUUUAUUUUAUGUGUAUUGCUGUAAGCAGAGAAUGCUUUCACUGGUCCCAUGGAUGGUAUGGGUCUCGUCUGUCUGCUUUCUACAAGGCAGGCCUGGGUCCUGUAAGGAGAUUAAGCUACCUAGCAGGGUAGGGAAGGCCCCUUCCCCAUCUGACUUUCUGGAUAAACUUAUGGGAAGGACAUCUGGGUAUGACGCCCGCAUUAGACCCAACUUCAAAGGUCCUCCUGUGAAUGUCACCAUUAACCUCUUCAUCAACAGCUUUGGAUCCAUCACAGAAACCACAAUGGAUUAUCGUCUCAAUGUGUUUCUACGUCAACAAUGGAAUGACCCGCGACUGGCCUAUAAGGAGUACCCUGAUGACUCUCUGGACCUGGAUCCUUCCAUGUUGGACUCCAUCUGGAAACCUGACCUUUUCUUUGCCAAUGAAAAGGGGGCAAACUUUCACGAAGUCACCACAGACAACAAACUGCUGCGGAUAUUCCAAGAUGGGAAUGUCCUCUACAGUAUCAGGUUAACUCUGAUCCUGUCCUGCCCCAUGGAUCUGAUGAAUUUCCCCAUGGACAUUCAGACGUGCUCUAUGCAGCUGGAAAGCUUUGGCUACACCAUGAAUGACCUGUGUUUCCAGUGGCUGGACAUUGGUCCUGUCCAGGUUGCUGAUGACCUGAUGCUUCCUCAGUUUGUGUUGAAGGAGGAGAAAGACUUGGGCUACUGCACCAAGCACUACAACACAGGUAAAUUUGCCUGCAUUGAAGUAAAGUUCCACCUGGAGAGACAGAUGGGCUACUACCUGAUCCAGAUGUAUAUCCCCAGCCUGCUAACCGUUAUCCUCUCCUGGGUCUCCUUCUGGAUCAACAUGGAUGCCGCCCCAGCUAGAGUGGGCCUUGGUAUCACCACAGUGCUCACCAUGACAACCCAAAGCUCUGGGUCCAGGGCAUCCCUGCCUAAGGUGUCUUAUGUGAAGGCCAUUGAUAUCUGGAUGGCUGUGUGUCUUCUUUUUGUGUUCGCUGCACUGCUGGAGUAUGCAGCAGUAAACUUUGUUUCACGGCAGCACAAAGAGUUCUUCAGACUGAGGAAAAGGAUCAAAGAACAACAGCGGCAGAGAACUCAGAGAAGUGGAAGUGGGGAGAGCAGCCAAGUGAAAGGUAACAACUUGCCAGGCAACAACUCCUCCCAGGGGACCCUGCCUGGCCCUCAGCAAUGCAGCGUCUGUGCCAGGGAGCAGGAGCUGGUGGAGCAGAGCCAAGCCUAUUUUCUCCAUAGUUAUGGAGUAGCAGGCGAUGCACCACCAGAGAUGGACGCCCCGAUCUUUCAGGCCUUACCUCAUGGGUUCCCACUGUAUGACAUCCGCAAGCAGUUUGUAGAUCGGGCAAAAAGGAUCGACACCAUAUCUAGGGCUGUGUUCCCUCUGAGUUUUCUCUGCUUCAAUGUUUUCUAUUGGCUCACCUACAAAGUGCUGCGGAAUGAAGCCAUCCGAGCUACUCUGUGACAAACCAACACGAGGACUGAAUUACAGCACUAAAAACCAAUACGGAGUUGAACCUAGUCUUCCACAGAACACUUUUACAGACAAUGUCAAAUCCAUUCAUUGUGCCAAUGGUAAAAUAAUUGACUGCAUGUCCAGUUCCAUUCAUUUUUUCACUAAAGUUAGCAAACCUGAUGUAGUCCAAGUGUCAUCCUUAAGGGGGCAAUCUGCAGUUUCCACCCCACCACUGAUUUGGUAAACAACCAUGGGAUUAGGCUGGAGAGAUAUAACCACUCAAAUGUGUAGACCGCUAUGGAUGCAGUUAAUGACCCUCCAUGAUAAACUUAAGAAUGUUUUUUUAGGCUAGUGCUUUAAGAAUCAAAUGAGUAUAUCUAAAUUAAGUCCAAAAAUAUGUGCCAAACGCAUAUUGCCCCUUUAACUUUCUAUUUUUUACAAUUCCAAUGGAAUGCACUAAUUAGCACAAAUAUUGUAGUCCUUGUACUAUGGAUACUUUUAAUGUCACUCAUGGAGCAAACACAAGCCCAGAUAUUGAGGCAGGACUGCAUGGAAAUGUUGGAUUCCCCCCCUCCCCGGAAUUGUAUUUUGUACUCGUUUCUGCCACAUUACAUUAUUACAAUUAUUAUUGGCAAAUAGUUAAUAAAUCCCUACAAAUGAUUUCAACCUAAUAUGGAAUACUAUGUAAUGGGACAGUACUAUCGGUACAUGAAUCAACAGAAGUGAAUGCUGGACAUUUUGAAUUGUCUAGUUAGACGAUGUUAUUCGUUAAUUGUCUUUCUUUUCUUUUUGCACCUCAUCUUGGAUGUUUUUUUCCCAAUGUCAAUGGCUAGUGUGAAAAUGAAUAAUUUGUUUAAAUAUAAAACCAUGGCUGUUGUCACCACUACAAAUUCA
Messenger RNA from Oncorhynchus tshawytscha (Chinook salmon), 2540 nucleotides. Its product is annotated as glycine receptor subunit alpha-4-like. The transcript is spliced from 10 exons. Gene Ontology annotation, molecular function: glycine binding; transmembrane signaling receptor activity; transmitter-gated monoatomic ion channel activity. Gene Ontology annotation, biological process: signal transduction; chemical synaptic transmission; chloride transmembrane transport. Lineage: Eukaryota; Metazoa; Chordata; Actinopteri; Salmoniformes; Salmonidae. The coding region runs from base 201 to 1655 and encodes 484 amino acids. Gene Ontology annotation, cellular component: neuron projection; synapse; plasma membrane. The record is from RefSeq and is a predicted model, not a curated record.